UGGGGUCGCAGCGGGAGAUUUGAAAGGGCCUGGGAGAGGGCACGGCUGAGGCGAUUCAGGCGUUUGCGGAGCCGGGGGAGUAGCUGUGCCUGCGGCUGCAGCUCUCCUCCCCCUUUCCCUCUAAGGAUGGCCCAGAAGGAGAACGCCUACCCCUGGCCCUACGUCCGGCAGACGGCUCCAUCUGGCCUGAGCACCCUGCCCCAGCGAGUCCUCCGGAAGGAGCCUGCUACCCCUUCUGCACUUGUCCUCAUGAGCCGCUCCAAUGUCCAGCCCACAGCUGCCCCUGGCCAGAAGGCGGUGGAGAAUAGCAGUGAGACACCCAACCUCUUAAGGCGGAACUUCACAAUUAAUGACUUUGAGAUUGGGCGUCCUCUGGGCAAAGGCAAGUUUGGAAAUGUGUACUUGGCUCGGGAGAAGAAAAGCCAUUUCAUCGUGGCGCUCAAGGUCCUCUUUAAGUCUCAGAUAGAGAAGGAGGGUGUGGAGCACCAGCUGCGCAGGGAGAUCGAAAUCCAGGCCCACCUGCAGUAUGUUUCGACACCCUCUGAGCCUGAGCCCCUCUGCUCCCUCACCCCCAGCUCCCUGUUCAGCCCCACCUUGUCUCUGGAUGUGGCCAGUAAGCCCCAUUUAGCUCUCAGUCUGGGCCAGAGCCUUGAAUCCAGAGAGCUGCCCCCAGUUGCCCCUUACUGCCCUCCGCCCUGGUGUCCCUGGCCUGGUCCACAUCUGACCUAUUUCCCCUGCCAUCUUUCCCAGCUCCUUUAUGUCAGGAUGCGGCUUGAGGCCUCCUCUGUCUCUUUCCCCAGGCAUCCCAACAUCCUGCGUCUGUACAACUACUUUUAUGAUCGGAAGAGGAUCUACUUGAUUCUAGAGUAUGCCCCCAGAGGGGAACUCUACAAGGAGCUACAGAAGAGCCACACUUUUGAUGAGCAGCGAACAGCCACGAUCAUGGAGGAGUUGGCAGAUGCCCUGAUGUACUGCCACGGGAAGAAGGUGAUUCACAGAGAUAUAAAGCCAGAGAAUCUGCUCUUAGGCCUCAAGGGAGAGCUGAAGAUUGCUGACUUUGGCUGGUCUGUCCACGCUCCCUCCCUGAGGAGGAAGACAAUGUGUGGUACCCUGGACUACCUGCCCCCAGAGAUGAUUGAGGGGCGCACGCACAACGAGAAGGUGGAUCUGUGGUGCAUCGGAGUACUGUGCUACGAGCUGCUGGUGGGGAACCCACCCUUUGAAAGUGCGUCACACAAUGAGACCUACCGGCGCAUCGUCAAGGUGGACCUGAAGUUCCCCCCUUCUGUGCCCGAGGGAGCUCGGGACCUCAUCUCCAAGCUGCUUAGGCAUAACCCCUCAGAACGGCUGCCCCUGGCCCAGGUCGCAGCCCACCCUUGGGUCCGGGCCCACUCUCGGAGGGUGCUGCCUCCCUCUGCCCUUCAGUCUGUCCCCUGAUGGUCCCUGCUUUUCACUUGGUUGUGUCUGCGUUUGUAUGUCUGUGUAUGUGUAGGGGGAAGGAGGGGUCCCGGCCCAUUCCUUAUCUGUCUUCUACCUCCUUUUUGUUUAAUAAAGGAUGAAGCUUUUUAUACCAA
Messenger RNA from Lemur catta (Ring-tailed lemur), 1574 nucleotides. RefSeq names its product aurora kinase B (gene AURKB). The coding region runs from base 127 to 1437 and encodes 436 amino acids. Lineage: Eukaryota; Metazoa; Chordata; Mammalia; Primates; Lemuridae. Gene Ontology annotation, cellular component: chromosome passenger complex; spindle midzone; spindle pole centrosome. Gene Ontology annotation, biological process: mitotic spindle organization; protein phosphorylation; regulation of cytokinesis. Gene Ontology annotation, molecular function: protein kinase activity; ATP binding. The record is from RefSeq and is a predicted model, not a curated record. The transcript has 8 exons.